GUGAGAGGAGAGAGGGACAGACAGACAGACAGACAGACAGACUGAGAGAGGAGCAGACAGGCGGCCGUUAGCAGAUUAGUCUCCGGCCGGUCACUCGGCUGAAAUCACGGAACCAUCAGAGCUGCUUUGGAAGCGGACAUUUAAACUAGCGGUGAACUACAUCUGAGCUGCGUUCAAACUACAUUCAGCGGCUCCAACGACACUCUGACGGCUCAUAGAUAGAUAGACAGAUAGAUAGAUAUUCGGAGGAAGAGGAGGAGAAAACCGACGAGAGGAGGAGGAGAGAGCCGAGACAGGAGGAGGACUGACGGACCGGAGGGGAAGGAGAGGAGGCUGGAGAGAAAAGAGAAAAGGGAGGAUUUUUUGGGGGGAGUUUGGUGCGGUUUUUGGUCCCCUCUCCUUCUUCCGAUCGCUUCCUCCUCUCCAGCCCUUCUCUGUCUUCCUCUGCUGGAGUAUUUAUGUCUGAUUUUAGGAGUCCGUAAAUGUUGAACUUGAUGGGUGUUUUAAACACCACCGCCGCCAAUGUCUCCUGUACUUGUAACUGCAAGCGCUACACCUCCCUCCAGAGCAUGGAAAUCACCCAGCUGGAGUUCGUCCAGAUCCUGGUGAUCGUGGUGGUGAUGAUGGUGAUGGUGGUGGUCAUCACCUGUCUGCUGAACCACUACCGCCUGUCAGCACGCUCCCUCCUCUCCAGACACGCCCCCACACGCAGGAGACACCUGCCAUUGGCCAGCGAGGGAAGUCUGUGGUCGUCUGAGGGCACAGGGACAAACAGUGGUCUGAAUGAGCACCAGGUGUAUAACCCACGUCCCCCAGACAGAGGGGUCCCCUCAUCCUACCUACAGCGGGAGCCUCAGCACGCCCAGCCCCAGUCCCAGCCUCCUCUCCAGUCCCAGCGCUUCCAGCACACGUACGCCCCGAGUCGCUUCCAGCCCACGUAUCCCUACCUGCCCCAGAGCCUCAUCGAUCUUCCACCCACCAUCUGCCUCUCAGACGGGGAGGAGCCCCCGCCGUACCAGGGCCCCUGCACCCUGCAGCUUCGAGACCCGGAGCAACAGAUGGAGCUGAACCGCGAGUCGGUCAGAGCGCCGCCCAACCGAACAGUGUUCGACUCCCACCCUCUGGACCCGUCCAGCUCCUGUCUGCAGGCCAGGCUGCAGGCCCCUCCUCCGAGCGUCCACCCAGGCAUCAGUGUGUUAGAAGCCCAGGAGGGCUUGUCCCGGCAGCAGAAGCAGGGCUCCCGAGUAGAAGGGGCUCCCCCAACCUACAGCGAGGUGAUUGGGCACUACUACCACCCGACAUCCCUAACCCCCAGCCACAACCAUCGGACUGUUUCGUCCUCACAAUCACCCGCGUCCUCGUUCAUUCACGGUCUGCUCCGACCUCCGCUUCAGCAGCAAGGAAGUGUGGAAAACAGGAAUGCAAAGAAUACGAAGGAGAAAUCCCAGAAGCCCCAGCAGGUGUGACAGUACUGCUUCCUCAUUCCUAGCCUGUGCGAAAACCAGGAUUAUGUCUGCUCGCCGCUUGGGAAAUGGUCAGUAGCGAAUGAGGAACACCCUGGUCAAUGGUAAAAUCUGCUCUGAAUGGUCGAAGGGCUGGUUGACGUUAGAUGUAGUCGUAGCUGACACGUGGUCAGUUCCAGUUUCCCCACUUCACGGAUCGGGCUAGGACUGGGAAGCAGCACAUGCACGCUUCUCGUUUAGGUAAGAACACCUGGAAACCACAUCGCUCCUGCAGAGCACAGUUGCAGGAGAAAAUCUGGUACUUCCUGUUCCACAACUUCUUACUUCCUGUCUGAGGAGCACUUCGGAUGAACCGCUGAUGAUGUCAGAGAAGGGGGCGGAAGGUGCAAAGGGAAGGGCGGAGUCAGAAGCCUCCUUCUUCCCUUAACAGCUCCACCUCCUCCCUCCUCUAUUAGACUGAUCUAACUAGUCUUUCAUUCAUUAUAAAUAUUUACUUGUUCUGUUUGUUUCUAUAGAAGUUUUUCUUUCUUUGUUCGUCUUUUUCGCGCUUACAGCAAAAUUCCUAUCCCGUCAAAUGGCGAAACGUUGCAAUCUUCUUGGUUCUUCCAGGUUUUGUUUUGUUUUCUAGUGAUAAUCGCCCUCGCUGCUUCGACUCCAUUCAGUUCUGUUUCACGCUCGCGACCGCACAGUCCGCCGCCGGCAGCGACUCCUGCUCCAGGCUUUAGCUGCAUCACCGGGACAUGUGAGCACAUUAGAGUCUCUCCAGACUGAGUUCAGAUUAGUUCGUGUUAGCUUAAACUAGCUUACCAGUUGUAGCACAGUGCUAAAAGUCCUCGAGCUAAACAUUCUGCCUUAUAUCGACCAACCGAUGCAGGAUUCGUCGCUGAAAUCCUUUUUCAGUCUUUUGUUUUUAUAUUAUUUUAUGUUUUCUAAAGAAGGUUUGCACAAAGUUCACAGAAAAAGAAAGAAAUCCGCGACACGAUUGAUACGAGAGAAAACAGAGAAAGUAGGGGUAUUUUUCUAAACUUGAUAGAUUCUUAUGAGUAAAGAUGUUUUUUUUUUUCUGUUUUAUAUGUUGUCUAGUUUUAGAAAAAGAAACAAACAUCAGUAAACUGUUGGGGUGCCAACUCUCUCAUUGAACAUUUUGCUGCAUACAUGUUGGCAUGUAUAUAUGUUACAGACUGAGUAUAUAUACACACAUGUAUGCAAACCGAGAGCGAACUUAAAAAGCACGAAUUUAGAGUUAUUUAUAUAAUUGCUGAAAAGAAUUGCACUAUUUUUUAGGAUGCGCAGAUGGAACGUGUGAGAGAGACUUUUAUUGUGAAGGAGCUCUGUCUAUUGAGGCGCAAACAGACGGAGAGAGACCUGAAACCACAGGGACUGACCGGGCGGUCGGACCAGCUCAGUGCACAGGUAUCACGGUAACAUAUCACGGGCAGAUUCUGACUUUGGCUCGACAGACUCGGAUCGACCGCUACUGUACCAUUGAUUCAAAGAAUAAAUAAAUCCCUCGUUUAUGCAAAUGCCUGAGUCCUGCGAGCCAACCACAAGUCAGCGUUCAACCUGCGGGCCCAAUCAGAAGCUCUGCUUGUCGCUCUCUCUUUCACCCUUUUGGCCGAAUCGUUAGCCAAUCCCAAAGCUGGCUGUCACUACCUCGACCAAACAAGUCAAGCACAUACGCGUGAAUCAGACUCCGUCACGCCGACAAGCGUCUGAACUAAUCAAGACGAUGUGUAAUGUAACAGUAGAGAGUAGAGCAGGAUGUGAUAGACUUAGUUUUUAAUCCUUGCGCGUGUUAUUUUAUUUGAGUGUCAGAAUUUUUGUUCGUCGGGUGCAAAGAGAGAGAAACGACGCAGAUCCGGCGGCAGCGAACGGCCCUUUGGUCGUGCACUGAGGGAAGAAGCCAGCUCGCCCUGCAGGCCCGAAAUAAGUGAUACACUGACUGUGCACUGAUGAAGACCACACACACCUCCAGUUUAUCUCCUGCCUUCUGAACACACACACACACACACACACACACACACACCCUCCCUCUGGUCAGUCUCUCUCUCUUGCAGGCAUCUCUGAGCACUUUACUGCACCAGGAAAGAGACAACAAUCUUCUGUCAGCCAGCGCCGGCCUCGGCUCGCCGCCACGUGAUAAAGACUACUGUAGAGUCCUUCAGUUCUAGAGGUUCAGUUCCAGACCUUCACACUUUUAAAAGAUGCAAAGAGUUCUGCUCCAAAACUUUAAACAUCCUUCAAGUGGAGAACAAAUCAUCAUCCCACUGCCUGAAACAUGAUUUAUUCCUCUGAAGUCUGCACGGUAUUGUCACUUAUUACCAGUAAAGUGCCAGACUCUCAGUACCAGGACCAACAUUUUUGAUCCUCACUUUAAGAAAUGUAGACGCGUUUCUCAACAAAACCUUCUUUUCAUAACUGUUACAUGUCCUUUGGGACACACAUGGGACACAUUUUGGGACCCAGCCGUGACCUCGUGUCCAUUUCAGAGUAAAUCUCAUUGUUUAUUUUGAACCUGGGGAUAUUUCAGUCUUGGAACAGAACUCUUUGUGCGUUGAACGCAGCACGAGACGGGUUGUGGCAAACUAGACACAUUGAAGUGUUGAAAAGUGACACGAGUGUUGACAGCAGCUCGUCUUUUGUCGUCUCUUUAAGAGUGUGGAGAUGAAGAUUAGAAUAUUCAGACGUUUGUGGUUUUUGCUGCUUGUGUGACGGGUUGAGCGUGACGCCCGCUCUUUUAACCCGGACGGUUCCACAGGCCCGAACGAAGCCAGCGCCCUUUAGUGUCCAGUCUAUAUGCAACAGCGCCCUCCACAGGGACCAAACCGCAGCCAAAACCCCCGAAGCUGAGUCAGCCUAACUUUGUCAAAAGGCCAAAAAAAAAGACGUUUUCUAUUCUGAUGAGGUGAAUCCUUAAAUCCUUUACUUCUGUUUUCCCUCUUGUGUCCAUCACAGUCACACAGCCGAGCAUCUGUGUUUCUGAGAGAUAAAUCUUAACAACACUUUGCGCUGUUUUCCCAGAAUCCUCAAAGAGCCAUCCGACCAUCUGGAUGCGAAAAAAAAAAAAAAAAAAAGUAAAAA
This is a messenger RNA of Chelmon rostratus (copperband butterflyfish), 4544 nucleotides long. It is a transcript of the gene pmepa1, whose product is annotated as prostate transmembrane protein, androgen induced 1. The transcript has 5 exons. The record is from RefSeq and is a predicted model, not a curated record. Gene Ontology annotation, molecular function: R-SMAD binding. Gene Ontology annotation, biological process: negative regulation of transforming growth factor beta receptor signaling pathway. Bases 483 to 1466 code for a protein of 327 amino acids. Lineage: Eukaryota; Metazoa; Chordata; Actinopteri; Chaetodontiformes; Chaetodontidae. Gene Ontology annotation, cellular component: early endosome membrane; Golgi membrane.